Molecule: messenger RNA, 1532 nt
Organism: Punica granatum (pomegranate)
Lineage: Eukaryota; Viridiplantae; Streptophyta; Magnoliopsida; Myrtales; Lythraceae
Source: RefSeq, a predicted model, not a curated record
AAAAUCAACCGAUUCAAUCGGAGGCACUAGCGGGCAGGACGGAUUUACAAGCCGACAUGCCUCACGCACGGCGGUGAUUUGUCGACGAUGGCCCCCGCCGCCGCGAGAGACAACCGGGCACGGCCGAGCUCGCAUUCACUCCUCCCCGUUCUCUCGCUCCUCUGCUUCGUCUCCAUUUUCCUUGUCCUCUCUCUCUUCCGGCGAGCUUCCCCGUUCCCGCCCCAGCCUCCCAAGACCCUGCAGCUGGGCCGGAGUCCGGAGUCCCGCUCUGGCGUUCCGUGCGACUACUCCGUCGGGUCUUGGAUCUACGACCCGAGCUAUGGAUCCGGGAGGUACGACGGCUCGUGUAAGGAGAUCUUCAAGGGGUGGAAUUGCAUAGCUGGGAACAAAUCCAAUGCCCGAGAUGUGACCAACUGGCGCUGGAAACCUCAGUCCUGCGAUCUGUCACCCUUCAAUCCAAUUACGUUCAUGGAGUCCCAUAGGGACACCAACAUCGGGUUUGUUGGGGAUUCGUUAAACCGGAAUAUGUUCGUCUCUCUAUUUUGCACCCUCAAACGUGUGCCGGGUGAAGUGAAGAAAUGGCGGCCUGCUGGGGCUGAUCGAGGUUUUACAUUUCUUAAGUACAACCUUACCAUUGCCUAUCACCGGACAAAUCUUUUGGCACGUUACGGUAGGUGGUCUGCUAAUGCUAAUGGUGGUGAGCUCGAAUCCCUUGGAUACAAGGAAGGCUUUAGAGUUGAUGUAGAUGUUCCGGAAGGGACAUGGGCUGAGGCUCUUCACUUUCACAGUAUAUUGAUAUUCAAUACCGGACACUGGUGGUGGGCUCCAUCAAAAUUUGAUCCUGUAAAGUCGCCUAUGCUUUUCUUUGAAAAAGGACGACCUGUAAUUCCCCCGAUACCACCUCAUGCUGGGCUGGAUUUGGUUUUGAAGCACAUGAUACUUUACGUGGAGAAAGAAGCGAAACCCGGCACUAUUAAAUUCUUCAGGACACAGUCACCUCGGCAUUUUGAAGGAGGUGACUGGGACCAGGGAGGCUCUUGCCCUCGUUCAAAUCCCCUGUCGUCUGAGGAGGUUGAAAAAUUAUUCGCCAUUGAGAACAAUGGAACUAAUGUGGAGACCCGUCUUGUAAAUCAGCACCUCCACAAGGCUCUGAAAGGAUCACAUUUUCAUAUUCUUGAUGUGACCCAAUUGAGCGAGUUCAGAGCAGAUGCCCAUCCAGCCGCAGCUGGGGGAAAGAAGCAUGACGAUUGCAUGCAUUGGUGUUUACCUGGAGUCACCGAUACUUGGAAUGAUAUUCUCGUAGCUCUUUUGAAUGGCAUAGAAACUUCGAGAUCGAGAUUUUGAUUUUCUUUUUCUCAUUCGAAAAUUAGAGUUGAUAUUUGAGAGUUCUUUGAUGGCCGAGGUAGGUUGUACUCUAUAUUAUUUUUUGAGCAGUGGAUUGCUGUACUUUAGUAGAUUGUUGUCAUACUAACAUCGAUUGAGAAACAUCUAAUUUUACAGAAAUCGAUUAAUGAGAAAUUCUUUAAGCUUCA